AUGCAGCCCAAGGGAGGCGGCGCGGCGGGGCUGGCGGCCUCCGCGCAGGUUGCGCCUGCGACGGGCCCCACCGCGACAGCUGGCGCCGCUGGCGGCGGUGGAACGGCGGGAACCGCAGGCGGAGGCAAGGCGAAGGGGACGAAACGCGGGGCAGCAGGCGGGGCGGCAGCAGCGAUGCCCAAGAAGAUGUCCAAAGCAGAUAUCCGUUCCCUCUCUUCCUCUCAUUCUCGCACUGCACACACACCCCCUCCCCCCUUGUCGUUCCCCACCCGUUGCCCCCUUCAGGCGGCGCAGCAGGCGGGGCGGCAGCAGCUCGGCCCAAGAAGAUGUCCAAAGCAGCCGCGGCUGCUGCUGCUGCAGCGGCUCAGAGACAGGCGGCAGGUGGGCGGCACUGGGGCGUGGCAGGUGGGCGGCACUGAGGGGUGGCAGGUGGGCGGCAGUGAGGGGUGGCAGGUGGGCGGCAGUGAGGGAUGGCAGGUGGGCGGCAGUGAGGGGUGGCAGGUGGGCGGCAGUGAGUGGUGGCAGGUGGGCGGCAGUGAGGGGUGGCAGGUGGGCAGCAGUGAGUGGUGGCAGGUGGGCGGCAGUGAGUGGUGGGCAGAGGCAAAGGCAGCAGCAGCUGGAGAUGCUAUGGCAAUUCCUAUUGCUCAGCAACAGCAGUCACAGCAGCAGCAGCAGCAGCUAGUGAAGCAGCAACAGCAGCAAGAGCAGCUGCAGCAACAACAACAACAGCAGCAGCAGCACCAACCACUGCAGCAGCAGCAGCACCAACAGCAGGAACACCAGCAGCAGCUGCAGCAACAGCGGCAUCAGCAGCAGCAGCAACAGAAGCAACAGCAGCAGCAGCAGCAACGGCUGCAGGGGAAGGAGGGGGCGGGUGGAGCAGAGGCGGAGCGGGGCCGGGCGGCAGUGGGGGGUGGUGAGCGCAAGGACAAGAAGGCAGCAGCCAAGCAAGGGGCGCAUGCAGGGGGCGCCGCUGCAGGGGGGAAACUUGCCGCUUCUCUCCUAGCCCUCUUCCCUGUCCUCUCUCCCCGUUCCCUCUCCCUCUCCCUGUCUCACCUCUCCCUCUCCCCGUAUCCCCUCUUCCUCUCCCCGUAUCCCCUCUUCCUCUCCCCGUAUCCCCUCUCCCUCUCCCCGUAUCCCCUCUUCCUCUCCCCGUAUCCCCUCUCCCUCUCCCCGUAUCCCCCCUCCCUCUCCCCGUAUCCCCUCUCCAUCUGUGCUGCAGGGGUGCGUCUGACACCCCGCCUGCCACGGGACCAGCACAUGCUGCCAAGCCAGUCACGGCACCAGCAGCAGGCAUGCCAUCUACUCACACACCCACCCACCCACCUCUCCCACCUCUCCCACCUCUCCCACCUCUCCUCCCUCCUUCCCACGCACAGCCACGGCUCUGGCUCUUCUCUUUUUUUGCUAGACAACAGCCUUUGUUACCCUCGCACUCUCUUUGUGACCCUCUCUUUUUCCGUUUUCAGUCCAAACUUGCUUAACCAUGUCUUGGCAUGCCAUGCAUUCACUCGCCGCCGUUUUCAAUGCUCCACUCACUCUUUUCUGCCAUGCCACGUGCCACGCGUGGCAUCACCCCACGGCCAUCCCACCUCGCACGGCCAGCAGGCAAGGCGGCGGCGCCAAAGAAGAAGGCAAGUGUCUGCCAUCACCCCACACCCUCAGCGAUCUCACCUCUCACCCCUUGCGGCCAUCUUAAAUCUCACUCACCUCUCCCUCCCUCAAGCAGGCAAGCCAGCGGCGCCAAAGAAGAAGGCAAGUGCGUCGCGGCGCAGCACCUUUGACUUCAUUCUCAAACAAUCCAAGCCACUGCGCAAGGACCAGCAGCCGCCAGCCCCGGCUCCACUCCCGCUGGCGACGGGCAUGCAGCACGCGCGGCACGAGGCGAGGCUGAGGGGCGUGCUGGGGGCGCUCUUCUGGGAGGCCAGCUCACGCGCCAUCACCAACCAGAGCACCCCCUCCCCCUCCCCCGCCGCCCUCCCCCUCCCCUCCCACCCCGCGCCCUCGCCCUCCUCCCUUCCCCCCACCCCCUCCUCCGCUGCCCCGUCUCUCCCCGCCGCCUCCCUCUCCUCCUUCCCUGCCACCACUGCUGCUGCCCAUUCCGGUCUCGCCUCUCAGCCGUCGUCUCUGUCGCACAGUGCCGCGCCCCUGGGCCCCUCCUCCUCCUCCCCCCUCGACCCCCUCUCGCUGCAUAAGUUCUCCGAGCUUCCGGGCUCAGGUUUGGGGCUUCCAGGCUUCCAGGCCUUGCAGGGAGGCUCGGCAGCAACUGGUUUGGCAGGAGGGGGAGGGGGAGGGGGAGGGGGGGGGAGUGGUGGCGGGAGGAUGAGGGGAAUGGCAGGGGGAGGCAUGGGUGGGGGCUCUGGGGGAGUAGGGGAAGGGGAAGGGGGUGUGGGGGGAGCAGCAGGGGCGGGCAUGGGCGGGAUGGGCGGAUUUGGGGGUGCGUUCAACGCGAGUGGAGCUGGGGUGAGCCCAGGAGCGGCAGGAGGCAGGGUGGUGGGUGGGAUGGGGGCAACAGCAGGCGUAGGAGGGAUGGGAGGAGGCAUGGGAGGGAAUUUGGCCACUGGCAGUCGUAUGGAUACAUCGUUCUCUUCUCCCCCUGCCUCUGCAUCGAAUCCUCUCUCCCAAUUUUCCUCCCCUUCUGCUGCGCUGCCUGCUGCUAUGGCUGCAACAGCCACCGCUAUGGGUGCGGGUAUGGGAGCAGGUAUGGGUGCAGGCAUGACUUUUGAGUCGACUCAAAAGGGCAUGGGUGCGGGCAUGGGUGCAAAUAUGGGUGCUGGCAUGGGAGCAGGCAUGGGUAGUGGUGUGGGCGGUGCAGGUGGUGCGGGUGGUGGUGGUAGUGCUCCGGGUGGCUCCGCUGCUGCUUCUGCUGGGGCUGACGGUGAGGGCGUUGGUGCUGCUGCUGCGAGUGGUGCCACUGUGGGGAGUGCAAGGAGCAGUGCAGGCGGCAGCGAGGGUGAGGCGGCAGGGAAGGCGAUGAAGGGCCUUCCAAGCCCGCGAGGGGGGAGUGAGAAGCAGAGCAGCCUGCGCGAUGGCGGUCAGGGGCAGCAGCAGGCGGUGCACUCGCCUCAGCAGCAGCUGGCUCACCUAGCAGCGCACUUGCAGUCCCAGAUGGGGGGUGCAGCAGGUGGGGGGAUGGGGGGCCCUCAGGGCAGUCAGCUUGGUGGGCAGAAUCAAGUUAGACAGAAGAUACAGCAGCAGCAAAUGCAGCAGCAGCAGCAGUUGAAGCAGCAGCAGCAAAUGCAGCAGCAGCAGCAGUUGAAGCAGCAGCAGCAAAUGCAGCAGCAGCAGCAGCACUUACAGCGGCAGCAGGGCAUGCGGCAAGGCCAGGCACAAGGGCAGCAGCAACAGAUGCACAUGCAGCAGCAGCAGCAGCAGAUGCAGCAAAUGCAGGGGCUUUCCUCCCCUCCUCACAGCAGCCCGCCAGCACCGAUGAAUCAAAGGCACAUGUUCCAGCCGCCACACCAGCCGCCACACCAGCCGCCGCACCAGCUGCAGCAGCAACAGCAAGGGGGGGGAGGGGGAGGCGGAAGGGCGAUGGGGGGAGCAGGCGGGGCGGGGGGGCAGCUGCAGGCGCCUGGGGAGAUGCUUGUGCAGCAGCAGCGGCAGCAGCUGGCAGGACCCACGGGGCAGGAGGAGCGGGGGAUGGACCGAGGCACAGGGCAGCAGGGGCAGGGGCAGGGGCAGGGGAUGGCAGGGAUGGGAGGAAUGGGAGGAAUGGGAAUGGGCAGCAUGGGAGGGAUGGGGGGUAUGGGGGGGAUGGGAGCGAUGGGAGGCGCAGUGCAGGGCAUGGGAGCAGGCAAUGCUGGUGCGGGGAGGGCGGGCUUCUUCCAAGGCCAAGGACCAAUGGCAUCGUCUCAAAUUCCCACCCACAUGAGAGGCUUGCCAGCACAGACCAUGCAGCAGCAGCCGCAGUACAGUCAGCAGCAUCAGGAUCAGCAGCAGCAGUGGGCGUCUGGCCAGCCAGGCGGUGCGGGACGGGCAGGUGGCGCCGGGGGGAUGCAGCAGCAGCAGCAGCAGCAGACGGGACAAGGGCAAGGGCAAGCAGCGGGGCGGAGUGGGUCAGGAGGGGCAGGCAUGGAUGAGCCCUUCCCUGCAGACCACCUUCCGCAGCGCAUGGGCAUGCAACAGCAUGCCCCCUUCCAUGCCUCCUCCCACAUGCCCUCUGCUGCUGCUUCCGGUCAAGGCAUGGGCAUGGGCAUGGGCAUGGGGGGAGCAGCGGGCAUGGGCAUGGGGGGAGGGUCGUCACUGCUGGCGGGGAUCCCAGACUCAUCUCUGGUGUCGUCCUUCGGAGGCAUGGGUGGGGAAGUGGGAGGGAUGAGGGGCAUGGAUGGCAUGGGAGCGAUGGGGGGAGUGGGAGGGGGUGUGGGGGGCGGUGAAGGGGCUGGAGGUGCAGCUGGGCGUGGUGGUGGCGCUACAGGAAUCGAUGAGGCAGCUAUGUUUGCAGGGGAGGAUGAUUAUGGGGAUUUGCCUUGA
Messenger RNA from Closterium sp. Naga37s-1, 4473 nucleotides. The record is from the annotation of a GenBank genome assembly. Lineage: Eukaryota; Viridiplantae; Streptophyta; Zygnematophyceae; Desmidiales; Closteriaceae.